Hippopotamus amphibius kiboko is the source of this 648-nucleotide messenger RNA. It is a transcript of the gene CABP7, whose product is annotated as calcium binding protein 7. The record is from RefSeq and is a predicted model, not a curated record. Bases 1 to 648 code for a protein of 215 amino acids. Gene Ontology annotation, molecular function: calcium ion binding. Lineage: Eukaryota; Metazoa; Chordata; Mammalia; Artiodactyla; Hippopotamidae. The transcript is spliced from 5 exons.
AUGCCGUUCCACCCGGUGACGGCGGCGUUGAUGUACCGGGGCAUCUACACCGUGCCCAACCUGCUGUCGGAGCAGCGCCCCGUGGACAUCCCUGAGGACGAGCUGGAGGAGAUCCGAGAGGCCUUCAAAGUCUUCGACCGCGAUGGCAAUGGCUUCAUCUCCAAGCAGGAGCUGGGCACGGCCAUGCGCUCCCUGGGCUACAUGCCCAACGAGGUGGAGCUGGAAGUUAUCAUCCAGAGGCUGGACAUGGACGGUGACGGCCAAGUGGACUUCGAGGAGUUUGUGACCCUCCUGGGACCCAAGCUCUCCACCUCGGGGAUCCCAGAGAGGUUCCACGGCACUGACUUUGACACCGUCUUCUGGAAGUGUGACAUGCAGAAGCUGACUGUGGACGAGCUGAAGCGGCUGCUCUACGACACCUUCUGUGAGCACCUGUCCAUGAAGGACAUCGAGAACAUCAUCAUGACAGAGGAGGAGAGCCACCUGGGCACGGCAGAGGAGUGCCCCGUGGACGUGGAGACCUGCUCCAACCAGCAGAUCCGCCAGACGUGCGUGCGCAAGAGCCUCAUCUGCGCCUUCGCCAUCGCCUUCAUCAUCAGCGUCAUGCUCAUCGCAGCCAACCAGGUGCUGCGCAGCGGCAUGAAAUAG